Tetrahymena thermophila SB210 is the source of this 279-nucleotide messenger RNA. RefSeq lists its product as hypothetical. The record is from RefSeq and is a predicted model, not a curated record. Lineage: Eukaryota; Ciliophora; Oligohymenophorea; Hymenostomatida; Tetrahymenidae. The transcript has 2 exons.
AUGAGCUGUCAUUAAAAAUGUAAGAAUUUUCCUAAUCUUUAACCAUAAUCUGACUAUGGUAAGAUUUUAUCUGAUUAUAGGUAUUUAACAAUGUCUUAAAGAUCAGGAUUAUAAAAAUUGAAGGAUUAGUUAUUAUUUGAAGGAAGAAAUACAGCAUCAGUAAUGACAAACUUAAAGGCAAACAACGAUUUAUGUUUAAGAAGACUUGAUAAGUAUGAAAUGCCUUAUAUUAAUCAAGAUAUUUACAGAUAUACUUCAACUUACAAUUAAAAAUGGUGA